UUUGGUUACAUUCGGCAGGCCGGAUAAAGCUCGGACUUAAUUUUGAAAAGAAACGAGCCCACUAAAUCUGAUGAGCAUAGCAUCUCUACUUUGUCCUGGUGUUAGCUUUGCUUUGUCAAAGAAUCACAUGAAACUCCAAAUCCAUAAAGUAUUAAAAGCCGAGAAACUAAAAGAAAAUGUUGAGUACAUCCAAACCCUACAAAAGCACUAACCCUAAACCCUAAACUUCACAAAAAGAAAGCAAAAAACCAAAAACCCAAAACCAACAAAAUGCUAAAGAGUUACAGUUCAAUAGAAUUGAGGUAUGAAACUUUCCAGCCGCACAUCUUCGUUUCACCAAGUAAGCUUCCUCACCUCCAUUUUCCUUGCGUAGCUAGAGUUUUUGCGGGGUUUAAUUACAAUGACGGAGGAUUUUCUAAAAACCAAAACUUUCUUGAGCAAGGCCUAAGUGCAAGCGUAAACUUAAAUACCCAGAAGCAGAAUUCAAGAGGAUGUAGGGUUUCUCUAGCGUUUAAGCUACAGUGCCACUCUAAAACCGUGUUUUUGCCCGCUAGAAGUUCUUCAAGUAAUGUUAAAAAGAAGAGAUAUGGAGGUGUUUUGUCUUCGAUUCUUAUGUCUUUGGAAUCCGAUAAGGAUGUAGAAAAAACCCUUAGUACGGCUUGUGAGAAUUUGAGUCCAAAAGAACAGACUGUGAUACUGAAAGAACAGAGUAACUGUGAUAGAGUUAUUCGGGUUUUUGAGUUUUUCAAAUCACUGAAAGACUAUGUGCCAAAUGUAAUUCAUUAUAAUAUCGUGCUUCGAGCAUUGGGGAGAGCUCAAAAAUGGGAUGAGUUAAGGCUUUGUUGGAUUGACAUGGCGAAAAAUGGUGUCCUGCCCUCAAAUAAUACUUAUGGAAUGCUAGUUGAUGUUUAUGGGAAGGCUGGUCUGGUCAAAGAAGCACUUUUGUGGAUUAAGCAUAUGAGACUCAGAGGACUUUACCCGGAUGAAGUAAUGAUGAAUACGGUUGUUAGGGUUUUGAAGGAUGCUGGGGAAUUUGAUAGGGCAGAUAGGUUUUAUAAGGAUUGGUGCAUUGGGAGGGUGGACUUGAAUGAUCUUGAGUUGGAUUCAAUGAUUGAUUUUGAAAAUAGGUCUGGUUCAGCUCCCAUUAGUUUUAAGCAUUUUCUGUCAACUGAGCUUUUCAGGACAGGUUGUAGAAGUCCUGUUUUGGAAACUUUAGGUUCACCAGAUACAGAAACUUCUAUGAGAAAACCACAACUAACUUCUACCUACAAUAAUUUGAUUGAUUUGUAUGGAAAAGCUGGGCGCCUCAUGGAUGCAGCUGAUGUGUUUGCUGAAAUGUUAAACUCUGGUGUGGUGAUGGAUACCAUCACCUUUAACACUAUGAUCUUUACUUGUGGAAGUCAUGGCCGCUUGUCAGAGGCAGAAUCCUUGCAUGGUAAGAUGGAAGAAAGGGGAAUACCUCCUGACACAAAGACUUAUAACAUCUUUUUGUCUCUGUAUGCUGGUGCAGGAAAUAUAGAGGCUGCCUUGGAAUAUUACAGGAAGAUCAGGAAAGUAGGUCUUUUCCCUAAUAUUGUAACUCACAGAGCUGUUCUUCAUAUAUUGUGUGAGAGGAAUAUGGUUCAAGAAGUGGAGACUGUGAUUGAAGAAAUGGACAAAUUUGGUAUUCACAUUGAUGAGCAGUCUCUUCUUGUUCUUAUGAAUAUGUAUAUUUCCAAAGGGUUGCUUGACAGGGCAAGAAAUCUUUUUGAGAAGUUUCUUUUGGAUUGUGAGCUUUCAUCCAAGACACGUGCAGCAAUUAUAGAUGCUUAUGCAGAAAGGGGGCAUUGGGCUGAAGCUGAGGCUGUAUUUUAUGGCAAGAGAGAUUGUCCAAGGCUGAAGAGAGGUGUUGUUGAGUACAAUGUCAUGGUCAAAGCCUAUGGCAAAGUGGAACUUUAUGAUAAAGCUUUCUCUCUUUUCAAGAGCAUGAGGCAUCAUGGGACUUGGCCUGAUAAAUGCACUUAUAAUUCCCUUAUUCAAAUGUUUUCUGGAGGUGAUUUAGUGGAUCAGGCAAGAGACCUCUUACGUGAAAUGCGAGCAGCAGGAUUAAAACCUAAGUGUCUAACCUUUUCUUCUCUUAUUGCAUGCUAUGCCCGUCUUGGCCGGCUUUCUGAUGCUGUUGAUGUAUUCCAAGAAAUGGUCAGUGCAGGGGUGAAGCCCAAUGAAGUUGUUUAUGGGUCUUUAAUCAAUGGGUUUGCAGAAAUAGGUAGUGUUGAAGAAGCUCUUCGAUAUUUUCGCAUGAUGGAAGAAUCUGGAGUAUCAGCAAAUAAGAUAGUACUAACUUCGUUGAUUAAGGCUUAUACCAAGGUUGGGUGUUUGGAAGGAGCAAAACGUAUGUAUGAAAAGAUUAAGGGUCUGGAGGGUGGUCCAGAUGUCAUUGCAUCAAAUGGUAUUUUAAAUCUUUAUGCAGAUCUCGGGAUGGUAUCUGAAGCCAGAUGUGUUUUUGACAAUUUGAAAGAAAAGGGUGGUGCAAAUAUGUUUUCAUUUGCAACUAUGAUGUAUCUGUAUAAAAGCAUGGGUAUGCUUGACGAAGCAAUUGAUGUUGCAGAUAAGAUGAAACAGUCUGGUUUGUUGAGGGACUGUUCUUCAUACAAUAAGGUAAUGGCAUGCUAUGUUACGAAUGGCCAGUUACGUGGGUGUGGUGAAUUGUUGCAUGAGAUGAUUAGGCUAAAGAUUUUGCCGGACACUGGAACCUUUAAUGUACUGUUCACUGCACUCAAGAAGGGAGGCAUUCCAAUUGAAGCUGUAACACAGUUAGAGUCAUCAUACCAGGAAGGGAAACCCUAUGCAAGACAAGCUGUUAUCGUUGCUGUUUUCUCUUUAGUAGGCUUGCAUGAUUAUGCACUUGAGUCUUGUGAUGCCUUCACAAAAGCAGAAAUACCUCUUGAGUCUUUUGUGUACAAUGCAACCAUAUAUGCUUAUGGGUCAUCAGGGCAGAUUGACAAGGCCUUGAACAUAUUCAUGAAAAUGAAGGACGAGGGCCUGGAGCCAGACAUUGUUACCUAUAUUAAUCUUGUGGGUUGUUAUCGGAAGGCUGGGAUGUUUGAAGGUGUGAAAAGAAUAUAUAGCCAAUUAAAAUGUGGAGAGAUUGAGCCCAAUGAAUCUUUAUUUAAGGCUGUCAUAGAUGCGUACAAAGAUGCUAACAAGCAAGACCUUGCUGAAUUGGUCAACCAAGAGAAAAUAUUUGGUUUUGAAGGACAAAAUUAUUCCGACUCUGAGAUUGAAGAUGAGAGGGAAGACAUUGUUCUAGACCCCGCAGAAUUCAAUGUAUAUUUACCAAGAGAUGAAAUUUGCCUUCAACCGAAGGCUGAAGGAGAACACACAACCUUCUCUAUACUUUUAGACUCCUAUUAUUCAAAUGUAUGUUAGAAUCUACUCUUUAUUAGGGCUUAUACUGUGUAGAUUUAGUUUGUGUGAAUGCAAGUCAAAGUGAUGAAAAAUGUACGAUUUAAACACUGGCUUCCCUUUAUACCAAAAUUUGCCUGUUAAGUUGUCGCAGUUGUGUUGUGGUUGUCUGGUUCGUUAAGCCCCCCCUGAAUAAAUUCAAAUAAUAAUAGCUGCUAGAUCU
Molecule: messenger RNA, 3607 nt
Organism: Durio zibethinus
Lineage: Eukaryota; Viridiplantae; Streptophyta; Magnoliopsida; Malvales; Malvaceae
Product: Pentatricopeptide repeat (PPR) superfamily protein
Molecular function (GO): protein binding; mRNA binding
Source: RefSeq, a predicted model, not a curated record